AUCAGCUCUGCAAUGUCUGAUCUCUCUCCAAGCCAGUCAGGAGAUCAGAGGAUUUAACCUGUGUUAUCCUUGUAAAAUCACACAUAAAAUACUGCACAGAACAUGUAUCUAUGAAUCCCAUUUAAACUGUGCUUAAUAAAGCACAAAUAUUUAUUGUAAAGCAUAAUAGACUAUUAGGAAAAUAACAAACUUCAGACCUCUCUGUUGUUUCUGUUCACUUCUAGUGAUAACAAAGAUACCAAAUUCUGGAAGUCUACCAAACAGUUACAUUUUAUUAUGAACACGUAUGAUUUAAGUACUGCCAAUAAAUUCUACGUAUUUAGUUAUGGUUGACAUUUAUUAUGUUACUUAAAGAAUAAUAAAUGCCUUAACUUGAAAUAUGCGCAUGCCUUUAGGAAGUGAGCCGAAUAUCAAAGGAAGCAUUUAGUAACUUGCAUUAGAACAAGUAUCUUCUAUCAUCUAGAAAGGCUAAUGAAGCCACAUUUUCCGAGGUUUUUGUACUGCAGACAAAUGUGGCAGAAAAAAAGAGAGCAUUUACUAUCCGGAAGGGAACAGAGAAAGUAAAUUAUUAUACAAUAUUGCCUACAUAUCUUAACUGCUAGUACAAUAUUUUAAUGUUUCUUUCACAGUAUGCAUUAGAUAAUUUGAAACUUAUUGAAUGAGUUACAUCUGAAGCCUCUUACAGCAUACUUCCAUUGUAACCUUUUAUGCAAAAAAAAUUACCCCUGUAUUAUUCUAUUGUGCAAACACAGGGCGAAAAAUGCUCAAAACCUACUCCACCGUUUCAGAUUCACCUCGUAUUUCCUCAGACCUAUUUCACAGUCCAUCACAAGAGUACACGUCAAAGAAAAAUUAGAAACUUUCAUUUAGCAUGCAUGAAUUUCAGCCACAACAGUAGCAGAUUAGGGAUUCUGCAGCAACAAUCACUUCCCAGAAACUGUUCACUCGCACGCUUAUCAAAUACGCUCCCCUUAUUCUCCCUCCUAUAACGGGCUGAUAAUCCGCUUGCAGCAGCUUCGGGCCAGUUCCACCGGCAACACAACUCGGCGUUCCUGCAGUUCACGUGCAAGUUCCCAAAUAAAAACAAACCCACCCCCACGGGGUUUGCGCUACACAAAACAAGACUCAUUGAAAAGUUUUCCGGGAGGUAGAAACCAACAGAGUUCCAUUCAAGAAAACUGAGCGCUUCGGGCAUCCCUCCAGACUCUACUGAACAGCUCUCUCUUCAGUAAAAAGAAGUUUCUUAAAUCCCAUCAACCCAAACCUAAUGCUAACUUACGUGGAGCGAGGAAGAGAGGGCGAGAGGGAGAGAGGGAAACAAGAGACCGUAAUCUGCAAGGCAGAAGGACAGCUGCCACUCAAACAACGCCGACAUUUGAUAAAUAAUACCCCUCAAAACCUCGUAUUUCUUUAGCACUUGGCAAUCAUUUUGUCGGUAGAAAGCGGGAAGAACCAGAAGUGCCGAGCAGCUAGAAAGCUAUGGUUUCUUUCUCUUGUAAAAAGUCUGGCAGAAGUGGAGGAGGCGGUGGGCUUUGGAAAAGAAACAAUCAAAAUAACAAGUUCCGCAACCAGUAUGACAAUGAUGUCACAGUUUGGAGCCCUCAGGGCCGAAUUCAUCAAAUAGAAUACGCCAUGGAAGCUGUGAAACAGGGCUCAGCUACUGUGGGGCUGAAAUCAAAAACGCAUGCUGUUCUGGUUGCUCUAAAGAGAGCACAAUCUGAGCUGGCAGCUCAUCAGAAAAAAAUCCUGUACGUUGACAACCAUAUUGGUAUCUCAAUUGCUGGACUUACUGCUGAUGCAAGACUCUUGUGCAAUUUCAUGCGUCAGGAGUGUCUGGAUUCUAGAUUUGUGUUUGAUAGACCUCUUCCAGUUUCUCGCCUAGUGUCACUAAUUGGAAGCAAAACCCAGAUACCAACGCAGCGUUAUGGCAGAAGACCAUAUGGCGUAGGACUGCUCAUUGCAGGUUAUGAUGAUAUGGGUCCUCACAUCUUCCAGACUUGUCCCUCUGCGAACUACUUUGACUGCAAAGCAAUGUCCAUUGGUGCUCGUUCACAGUCAGCACGAACUUACUUGGAGAGACAUAUGACUGAAUUCACUGACUGUAAUCUAAAUGAGCUAGUUAAACACGGACUGCGUGCCCUGAGAGAGACUCUUCCUUUUUUCCAAAACUUUGCUUAACAGAAUGUUUCCAUUGGAAUUGUUGGCAAAGACAUGGAGUUUACCAUCUAUGAUGAUGACGAUGUAGCACCAUUCCUAGAAGGUCUUGAGGAGAGACCACAGAGAAAGCCUGCUCCGCCUGUUGAUGAACCUGCAGAAAAGGCAGAGGAGCCAAUGGAGCACUAGUUGGUGGAUGAGUUCCUCUGUGUUAACGUAUGUCUAAUUAUAUGGGAACGUUUAUCCAUGUGCUGGUAACUUUAUCCUCACCUAUAUGCAUUUUCUGCUGAUACAGUCUGAGGAUUACUCAAAGAAAAGAAAAAAAAAAAAAAAGAAACCAACCCACUUAUCCUUAAAAAGUAGACAGGAGGUCAUAGUCGGUUGUAUUUUCUUUGGCAAGAAAGGUGUAAUCAUUUUCUAAAUAGUACAUGAUACUGUUUUUUUAAGGAAAAACAUACUGUGUUUAACUUGUAAGGCCAAGUGGAAAUAAAUCACUUUCUUGGAA
Egretta garzetta (little egret) is the source of this 2659-nucleotide messenger RNA. RefSeq names its product proteasome 20S subunit alpha 1 (gene PSMA1). Gene Ontology annotation, cellular component: nucleus; proteasome core complex; proteasome core complex, alpha-subunit complex. Lineage: Eukaryota; Metazoa; Chordata; Aves; Pelecaniformes; Ardeidae. The transcript has 10 exons. The record is from RefSeq and is a predicted model, not a curated record. Gene Ontology annotation, biological process: ubiquitin-dependent protein catabolic process.